AUGGACAACAUGGUGGAGAAACACAUCAAGGUUCUAGCGAUUGGUGAUGAAGAUUGGCAGAUAGGUGGGAAAAAAUAUAAUGAAUGGGGUGCACGGAAAGAACAAUGGAAGCAUGACUCGAAAGAGAGAACAGGAUACAAGACUAAGAAAUGCAAAUACCACGGCAACAUGAUUGACCUGAGUAUUUUCGAAUACCAGGUGCCAGACGAUGAAGACGACGUCCCUUCUAUUCAAGACACUAUUACACUGCGUUUCACUGCCCAACUCAGCGCCCAGCUUCAUGCUCAACUCAAACACGACCGCGGUCGCGUCCAGCUGUGGUCCGACCUACCUUCCCUUGCCCAUACAUCCGGCGGUAACUGGUGUGAAUUCGACUUCGAGGAGACAAUUGUUGAUGACUCGCCCAAUCGCAAUGCCGUAAAGAUGUCUCUUACUGCGAGUCCCAACUCCUUGCACACGACCACCGAACACUUCCUAACUCUUCAGGUUGCAAUACCCACUGCGAUCCGAUCUCAACAAGUCCAAUGCUCGUUCACCUAUAGAUUGGUUUACCCAUCUGGCGAGGUGAAAUGGCUGGGACUGUUUGGUCAAAACGGGACCUUGGUGCUAACCCGGGCACAUGACUUGGACCCAUCAACGAACACUCUUUUUUUGUUGGAUGGAUGGAAGUCAACGAUCGGAAAUACGCGCGAAUAUUAUGCAUCAGGGAGCGAAUCCACGCCAGUGGAGAUUGCGAGGUUUGCCCCAAUGGACUAUCGCGUCUGGGCCUUUGGGAGCGAGAGGCUUCUUUCCGAGCCAAAAAAUGCCUCGAUGUUAUUUCUCGUGCCGUGUCAACGGGAUGAUCAUUCCAUGGUUGUCUCCCCAACUUAUACUGUGACCGCUUCCCCAGGGACUCUCCUGGACGUCUCGUUUACAGGCAGCAUCACGCACUCUUCUUCUCAACCCAGCACAGUAUCGCUCCAAACACGCGGCAGUAGCGAAGACCCAACUACCUUCUUGAAGAGAGUCCUCGACAAUACCAAUAUACGCCUUCUCGCCUACGUCGAGACUCAUGCAAUUCUUGGGUCGGUUCAGGAUCAAAUUCCCGUCCAAGUCGCCAUAAUUCCCAUGGAAACUAGGAAACUAAGCAACCAAAUCAGCCUUGAUCUCGCCGACCUGGCCUGUACUCUACCUUCCGAUGCGACCGAUUUUUCCAUCUUUUCGCCCCUCAGCCUGGAUAUCCGUUUUUUAACAUUGCCUCUUUCUGAGAAUGGAACCCUCUCAUUUGAAAUAGAUUCAACUGGAAGCGACUUUUUGCUCAGUCCCGUUCACAGCUUCUUCCCCACCAAAAGCUCGACGACAAACGGGUUUUGGAAAAUGACAAUUUUAUGUCCACACAAGCCAUCCAUCAAGCCACUCAGAGAUCUCGAUAUCCUUCCCACUCCUCCCCCUUCCCCCCGCCGACGACCUAUUGUCAAGCCAUCAGUUUCUUUUGCUCCAAUUGAUACUGUGAUAACUCCGCUGCCAUCGCGAGUUUCAGACGUGGGCUUUUCACCCCGUGAACGCGAGCGCUAUCUCUUUCCCAACGAUUCUCCCACUUUAUCUGGAUGGAUGACACGUCCCAACAAAGAGCCGCCCCGAGAGAGUAUUUAUAGCCUUAUCAAAUACCUUUGCGCUACUUUUGGCGUAUUCGUAUCAGUGCUCUAUCGCCUAUUUGGAGGUUUCAUCCCAGACAUAGACUCGGAUCAGGAAGAGACUGACGAUGAAGCGGACGGAGAUUGUGUCGUCAAUCCUGAUGACGAGGAAGGCUCGCAUGACGAUAUCGUUGUGGUAGAUUCGGACCCCUUCGUUCCCAGUGCGGUUGUCUCUCCCACUCAGUCAAUUGGUUCGACACAAGACACGUCACAGGAUGGUGACAACACUAGGCAGAUUUCAGCCGCCCAAACUUGGAGCGACCAAGCUUUGCCUAAAGCCGUAAUCUCCUCGUCAUCGCCCGAGUUUUAUGCGGAAGUCAUGGAUGAAGUGGGACAAAUCACAAUUGCCUUUACCAGAGUGUCAUUGGAUGAAGACGUCAACACUGUCUUCAAAACAAACCCUAACUCGAUUGCCCAUGUUGUCGAGCUCAACGGCAGAGUUCUGCAUGGCGCUGUUAGAGAACUUGCUGCCGAGAGCGUCGGGGGCCUCACGCCCCCAACUACCUUCUUCCUUCUCAACUUGUGUGUCGUGAACGGGGGGUUGAUAAAGAUAUCUCCUGCAAAAUUGGAUGGCCCGUGGCAGUGA
Messenger RNA from Laccaria bicolor S238N-H82, 2259 nucleotides. RefSeq lists its product as uncharacterized. The coding region runs from base 1 to 2259 and encodes 752 amino acids. NCBI's taxonomy places the organism in Eukaryota, Fungi, Basidiomycota, Agaricomycetes, Agaricales, Hydnangiaceae. The transcript has 4 exons. The record is from RefSeq and is a predicted model, not a curated record.